Molecule: messenger RNA, 1684 nt
Organism: Triticum aestivum (bread wheat)
Lineage: Eukaryota; Viridiplantae; Streptophyta; Magnoliopsida; Poales; Poaceae
Product: choline monooxygenase, chloroplastic
Exons: 10
Coding region: 125-1336 (403 amino acids)
Molecular function (GO): 2 iron, 2 sulfur cluster binding; iron ion binding
Source: RefSeq, a predicted model, not a curated record
UCGUCCAUCGCUAAGCAGAGCACCAACCGAGAACGACAAAACGCAGGGGAAGGCACUGACGGCCGGCCGGCUACUCCCCCACUCCAAUUCCUCCCAACCCGCACGCGGCUUGCCAGGGCCGGCGAUGGCGAUCGCGCAAUCCCUAGCCCUGUCGUCCUCCGUAGCCGCCCGCGCCAGGGCCCGCCGCGCCGCGCCGUCCCGCGUGGCCGCCGCGGCGUCGGCGUCGGCGUCGGGCGAGCCCGCGCGGCGGCUCGCCGUCGAGUUCGACCCGGCGAUCCCGCUGGCCUCCGCGGUGACGCCGCCGAGCGGGUGGUACACCGACCCGGGGUUCCUCCGGCUCGAGCUCGACCGCGUCUUCCUCCGCGGGUGGCAGGCCGUUGGUCACAUAGGACAAGUCAAGAACCCAAAUGAUUUCUUCACUGGAAGCCUUGGAAAUGUAGAAUUUGUCAUAUGCCGGGAUGCAAAUGGGAAACUUCAAGCUUUUCACAAUGUGUGCCGUCAUCAUGCCUCACUCCUCGCAUGUGGAAGUGGUCAGAAGACUUGCUUCCAAUGCCCUUAUCACGGUUGGACAUACGGUUUAGAUGGUACCCUCCUGAAAGCUACAAGAAUAUCAGGAAUCAAGAACUUCAACAAGAAUGAUUUCGGUCUUUUACCAAUUAAGGUGGCUACAUGGGGACCUUUUGUGCUGGCCAGAUUUGAUGAUUCCUCUCAAGAUACUGUUGAUGAUGUGGUGGGCGAUGAAUGGCUGGGUAGUGCUUCAGAUCUGUUGAGUAGAAGUGGCAUUGACACUUCACUACCCCAUAUUUGCAGGCGAGAAUAUAUUAUCGAAUGUAACUGGAAGGUAUUUUGUGACAACUAUCUAGAUGGUGGAUAUCAUGUUCCAUAUGCACAUGGGGCCCUUGCAUCUGGCCUUCAGCUUCAAUCCUACGAAACACUUACAUAUGAAAAAGUUAGUGUUCAAAGAUGUGAAAGUGCCCCAGAAGAACAAGACAUUGAUCGCUUAGGGACGAAAGCUACAUAUGCCUUUGUUUAUCCAAACUUUAUGAUCAAUAGGUAUGGUCCAUGGAUGGACACUAAUCUAGCUGUUCCAUUGGAUGCAACCAGGUGUAAAGUGGUUUUUGAUUAUUUUCUGAACGAAUCUCUUCUGGAUGACCAGGAUUUCAUUGAUAGAAGCUUAAAGGACAGCGAACAAGUACAGAUUGAAGACAUUGCGCUGUGCGAGGGAGUCCACCGGGGCCUGGAGUCGCCGGCCUACGGCGUGGGCAGGUACGCGCCGUCCGUGGAGAUGGCCAUGCACCACUUCCACUGCCUCCUGCACGCCAACCUCAGUGGCUAGUGAUACUUAUGUGCGGCGUUCAAUAUUAUGUACUCCCUCCGUUUCUAAAUACAAGUCUUUGUAGAGAUUCCACUAAGUGGACUACAUACGGAGCAAUGAAUGAAUCUACACUUAAAAUGCAUCUAUAUACAUCCGUACGUGGUUUAUAGUGGAAUCUCUAUAAAGACUUAUAUUUAGGAACGGAGGGAGUAUAUAAUUGUGAACUGCCAUGCUGGGAGCACAUAGCCCAGGGCUGUAAUUCUACAGCUCGUCUUCUUCCCCCAUGGUACAAAACAGAGUGUUUGAACCGUGCGAAAUUGGACUAUGCCAGGUGAAACUAUAUCCGAAUAAAAUGAGUGAACCGUGAAA